UUUUUUUCGACGCAACACCAAAACCGGAAAUCGAUGUCUUGGCGCAGUAGCUUGCAGGUUCCGUUUUUAGGUGUUGCAGAUUGAUAUUAACGUCGUGUAGUCUUAGCAGACUUGUGACUUUUCCUUGACGUUCGUUUAUUUUCUAACUUUUGAAAAAGAGUAAAUUCUGUGAUUCUAAAAUGAGUGACAACGAGAAAGAUUUCAGGGAACAGGACUCGCGGGCAGGCUCGUCCCCUCGGGGCUCUGCAAAGUCCACCAGUCGCUCCAAAGAUGGGUCUCGCCAUUCCAGGUCCCGGUCACGUUCUCGAUCCAAAUCCAAGUCUAGAUCUCGUUCCCAUCGAAGUUCACGCAAGCGCUACUCCCGGUCACGUUCCCACUCCCGGCACCGCCGGUCCAGGAGCCGAUCUCGUAGCUCGGGGUACCGCCGGCGUAGGAGCCAUAGCCGUUCCCCCAUGUCAAAUCGACGCAGACACAUUGGAAACAGGGCCAACCCAGACCCCAGCGCCUGUGUCGGUGUGUUUGGUCUGAGCCUCUACACCACUGAGAGGGACUUGAGGGAGGUGUUUUCGAAAUAUGGCCCGCUGGCUGAUGUCAACAUAGUGUAUGAUCAGCAGUCGCGUCGCUCAAGAGGUUUCGCUUUUGUCUAUUUUCAAAAUAGCCAGGACUCUAAAGAGGCUAAGGAGCAAGCUAACGGCAUGGAGCUUGAUGGACGCAGGAUCAGAGUGGACUUUUCAAUUACCAAAAGAGCCCACACCCCCACUCCUGGAAUCUACAUGGGACGUCCCACAUAUGGCGGGGGUGGAGGAAGUGGUGGCGGCAGCAGCGGAGGAAGUGGUGGAGGUUCAUCACGGCGCGUCUCAAGGGAUUACGACAGGGGCUACGACCGAGGAUAUGACAGGGGCUACGACCGCGACUAUGAUCGUUACGAUGACCGAGAGUAUCGAUCAUACAGACGCAGAUCUCCGUCCCCGUACUACAGCAGAGGUUACCGCUCUCGGUCUCGCUCCUACUCACCACGUCACUACUGAGUAACAAAGAUGGAGUCCACAUCAGUGUUACUUUUCAGAAGCUUGAUUCUUUGUUUUGACCUGCUCACAUGUGAACAGGACUUCUUGAUAUAUCCAUGUUUUUAAAGUGACAUGUUUAAAAUAAAAAAAGUUAGUGUGCAAGUUUGAUGGAAGACUUGGGAACAGA
Nothobranchius furzeri (turquoise killifish) is the source of this 1194-nucleotide messenger RNA. RefSeq names its product transformer-2 protein homolog alpha. The record is from RefSeq and is a predicted model, not a curated record. Gene Ontology annotation, biological process: positive regulation of mRNA splicing, via spliceosome. Gene Ontology annotation, molecular function: RNA binding. Gene Ontology annotation, cellular component: spliceosomal complex. NCBI's taxonomy places the organism in Eukaryota, Metazoa, Chordata, Actinopteri, Cyprinodontiformes, Nothobranchiidae.